UAAGGGCUUCGAGGCCGGAGCAUUCCUGAGCGCUGAGCUGGACGGUGCGGCCCAUGGCGGCCAUGAGGCCCUGGCACUGCCUGCUGCUCCUGCUCCUCGCCCCGGCCCUGCGCGCCCAGCAGCAGCUCAUGGAGUACGUGGAGCGGCGCCUCAGCCUUCUGGAGGAGAGGAUCUCACAGUGGCACGACCAGAGCAGCCGCUACUCCACAGAGCUGCGGGACUUCAAGAACCAGGUGCUGGGGAUGCUCGAGGCAGCAGAGAAGGAGCGGGAGGCGAUGCGGACAGAGGUGGAGAGCACGGCUGUGCGCGUGGACCGCCUGGAGCGUGAAGUAGACUACCUGGAGACUCAGAACCCUGCACCCCCCUGCGUGGAGGUGGAUGAGACCUUGAUGGAGAAGCAGGUGGCCACAGCCAAGAAGAGGAAGAACGAGAAGUACACCAAGCUGACAGACUGCAGCGACACCAUCGCAAGCGUCAGAGCUAUGAAGAUCCUGAAGCGUUUCGGCAGCACCUCGGGGCUCUGGACCAAGGAUGCCGCAGGGACCUCUGAGAAAAUCUACGUCUUUGAUGGCACUGCCAACGACACCGUGUAUGUCUUCCCUCGCAUGCGGGAGUUCACUCUCUUCUCUGCCACCCGCAAAGCCGCUCGCAUCAAGCUGCCCUACCCUUGGGUGGGCACUGGGCACCUCGUCUACGACGGGCACCUCUACUACAUCCGCCAGCAAGGCUCCUUCCAGGUGAUCAAGUUCAACCUGGCCAACAAGACGGUGGUGGACAGCUCGGUGUUCCCAGCUGAGGAGCAGAUCCCCGUCUUCGGGCUGUCUCCCUUCACCUACAUCGAGGUGGCGGCAGACGAGGAGGGGCUCUGGGCCAUCUAUGCCACCAAGGAUGAUGAGAAGAACAUAUGCCUGGCCAAGCUGGACCCCACCUCGCUGGACAUUGAGCAGAUGUGGGAUACGCCGUGCCCGCGGGAGAAUGCCGAGGGUGCCUUUGUGGUGUGCGGGGCGCUACAUGUGGUCUACAACACCCGCCUGCCCAGCCGCUCCCGCGUGCAGUGCGUCUUCGAUGUUAGCGGCACACUGGCCCCCGAAGACGCCUCCCUCGUCUACUUCCCCAAGCGCUACGGCUCCCACUCCAGCAUGAAGUACAGCCCCCAGGAAAGGCAGAUCUACGCCUGGGAUGAUGGUUACCAGAUCAUCUACCGCAUGGAGAUGAAGAAGAAGCUGGAGGUGUGAGGGGCCGUGGUGGGGCGUCCCCGCACCUCCAUCCAUCCCUCCUGGGCAAGCAAGGCUCUGCCUAUCCGCCCCACGGGCCACAGCCACCCCGGCGUGGGACGGCACCUCCGCCCUGUCUCCCAUCACUGUGAAACGAAGAAAUGCUGGACCCCAGGCCCCCGUCUACCCUCCAGCCCCGGCACCAGGCGUCCCUGCGCGGGACCACCCUGCGGAAACCUGGACUAAUUUAAUGAGAUUCUCCUCUCUGUGAUAUAAUGAAUAAAUACUACGCAGCGAGCUUGGCUGCCUGCUUGGGGGGCAUGUGGGUCUGGGUUACCAGAGCUGCGAGCUCCACCUUGCCCCAAGGUCACCCCAAAGGGCACUUCCUAAGAGUGGGGUGCUCGUGGGGCUGGGCAGAGCAGUGAACGCUGGCAGCUCCUUGGGCAGAGACUGGGCAGGGGUUUAUGUAAGACGGGGCUUCAGGCAGGGUUCUGCUGCAAGGAGACCUCAGGGCUUGGCGAGGGCCAACUUGUUUUGCGUGUACAAAACUGAGCAAACAGCAAAAUCCCUUUAUCUGAGAGGACAAACGGUGAUUUUCCUUGCGUGCCACAGAGGUGUCCUUGCCAGCAGGGCCCAGAUGCUGCUGCUUUCCCAAGGUCACUUCUAGUGAACCACAGCCGUGUUCCCCCUGUUUUGCAGAAUCAACCCCUAUAACCCAAAAUGAGUUAUAAAGCAGGUAUGUUUAUUUCCAGCGCUGGAGUGAAAGGAGGUUCUCCUCCAACCCCCCUGUCUGCUUUCGCUCAUCACCCCCACGGCCGCAGAACCCUUCACAGAGGGACGCAGCACCCCUGAGUCCCUUCCCGUCCCCACAGAGCCCCAGCGGAGAUGGAACAGGGGCUGCGAUGCUCUUGGGACAGCAGCUCUGCCAUAUCCAAGGCUGAAGUCCCCAUUCCCAGUGCCGUGGCCACAGUAGGUGGGCACAGCCCCACGAGCCGUGGUACCGCAUCCCCCAGUCCCUGCCACAUCACCCAGCAGUGACGGCCCCACGCGCUGCUGCUUGCACCGCCCUGGGGAGGGUGCAGAAUCCAAAGAUGCUGUGGGCUGCCCAGAAACUCGGAUCUAGCGUGAUUUGUUCUGGUCACAGCGUCUUGAGAGCACAGAGGAUGGAUUACGAGGAGCUGAUGUGUUGCUAACUAUCCCUUUUACAACAUCAGAGAGCGCUUCUUGGGACCAACACUGAGCAUGUGGAGCCAUGAGAGGGCCUCGGGUUGGUGAGGAUCGCAUCCUCCCACUCCAGGACUAAGGGUCAUGGGUGUCCUGGGGUCACCUGCCCUCCC
Messenger RNA from Cuculus canorus (common cuckoo), 2551 nucleotides. RefSeq names its product olfactomedin like 3 (gene OLFML3). Lineage: Eukaryota; Metazoa; Chordata; Aves; Cuculiformes; Cuculidae. Bases 54 to 1235 code for a protein of 393 amino acids. The record is from RefSeq and is a predicted model, not a curated record. The transcript is spliced from 3 exons. Gene Ontology annotation, biological process: signal transduction.